AUGGCAUAUGACGGUCAGCAUGACGAGGGCCCAGGGAGCUGGGAAGACGUGGAGGUGAACAUCAUCCGUGAGGAACGCAAGGAAUUUCUCCAUGGGGUUCCUGUUCUCUUAGUUCUGCUUGCCUCGAUGACACUGUCAUGUGAAACUCGGAUGGUUGGCCUGACUUCUAUCGUUCUAACACUGAUCGGAGCAUCUCCAACAGCACUGAUGUCGUUCGACACACGCAGGGCUAAUAUAAUUAAGCAGGCAGGUCAUGCUCAAAUGUCUGGCGCCGUCCUUCGGAUCUUCAUUCACAUGUUGUGGAUUGUGUUCCACCCAGAGCAGGAGUUUAUGAAGCUCGUCUGUUUAUUUGCUUUUCCAGUGUCGCUGGCGCGGCAGCGAGGCAGCCAGCUAGUAUAUGUGGCCUUUCUCGUUGCAAAUAAUUUGCUCGCGGUUUACCGCUUCGCUGGGAACUUGGAGGUUGGCCUUCCGAGUAUUGCGGUGGGGUUCGUGAUCAGCUUGGUCAGCAUGGAUUUUGUCUCCCAGAAACAGCGCGGAUUUGAGAUGAGGUUGGCGUUGAGCGCUACGAUGAGGCACAUGGCCGUUCUUUCCAGGGCGACGGCCAGGAGUUUGCUCGACUGCUUCUGUGAUGCUGUGGUUGCACUGGGGCCUGACCUCACUCUGUUAGAGCCGUCGCCAGACCUGACUUCCCUUCUUGACCGAAAAGCCGACGAAGGGAAGAGCUUCGAAUCAUUUAUCCAGCUUGACGUAGCAGAUCACCGCGACCGAGUCGCGUCAUUGCUGGAUGAAAGCAGCUGGCAGCCAGGAUCGGUACAAUUGCAGUCCAUACGAGUCAACUUGCAGGACAGCUACAACUUGCCUGUUCAAGCUCAUCUGUUCCACGUGUCCCAUAAAUGUCCGAAUCAGGGUACGGUGCUCUACGUCGGUAUCUCGGAAAGUUGGCAGCCUCCUGACGAACCCAAGAAACAAUCAAAGAGUAAGAGGUUACAUCGCAGCAGAGGCCCAAACCAGUUGUGCAUGGAAACUGGUAAAAUAAUUCCUGCGGGAGCAGUGUUUCCCACACGACAUGGCAAGGGAGUGCACUUCGAGCGAACUUUUGUAGACCAUCUGAUAGGGCCAUACAAACGUAGGUCCGACUCCUCUCGUCCCAACAGGGAAUAUUGA
Prorocentrum cordatum is the source of this 1164-nucleotide messenger RNA. The record is from the annotation of a GenBank genome assembly. NCBI's taxonomy places the organism in Eukaryota, Dinophyceae, Prorocentrales, Prorocentraceae.